AUGCCCGCUUACUUUUAUCACCUCAAUGUUCAGGUCCUCUCAAAUAGCCAAGAUAUCCCAACAUCCACUGCUUCCCCUCUGGCCUUGCACUCUGCAAGGGAAGCUUUCCAACCAUUCCAACCAAGCAGGUCUCCAAGCUCCAGUCGCUUGUCACCACUAUCAGGGACAAGCGCUGGAGAUAGCCAGGCGCUGAGCACACAUCAAAAUCUCUCGUAUCGCCAAAAAAAUCACUCUCCCUUCUCCUCGCCGGCUACCACAACCGCACCCCGAACCAGCUCCUCCGGCUCCUCGCCAAACACCUUAUCCUCAACCUGUUCCACACCAAGCUCCGAAUUCACACCUGGAACCCUCAAAUCUGACAAGCGCUUUGACGCAAUCUCGAUAGAGUGCAUUGACAUGGUCGCCCCACCAAAAGACCCCACAAAACGCACCUCAAAGCGCAGCUCCGCCCAAGAACCGGAGAACCUAGUAGCAGCCGGAAUCGGUACCGACAUCCUAGGCGGACUGCGCACAAAAGGCCGCUACAUUCCUCUCGAUCAACAAGUCACCGAUAGCAUCUGGGGAAUCGUCCACCUCUACCGCGACGCACAGGAAACGCCCUACCUCGCCCGCGAUGACGACUACCCCACCUACCUAAAGGGAUCUGCCGCUGCUGCACGCAACCCGGGCGAUCAGCAGGCUACACUAAGGGGGGAUUUGGCCGGUGCUGCUCCGGCGGGGGGUUCUGCUGCGGGGGCUACGGCGUAUCCGUUCCCUGCGACUGCUUCUUCGUCUGCGCUGCAUCCUGAUGAGGAUUGUACUACUCUGUGCAUCCUCGCUGUGCCGUCUUAUUUGUCCCCUCCUGACUUUCUGGGGUUCGUCGGAGAGGAGACUAGAGAUGAGGUUAGUCAUUUCAGGAUGAUUAGGACUGCGCGGGCGAAUCGAUAUAUGGUUUUGAUGAAGUUUCGGAGUGGGAGGAAGGCGGCUGAGUGGCAGAAGGAGUGGAAUGGGAAGGUAUUCAAUAGUAUGGAGCCUGAAACUUGCCAUGUUGUGUUUGUCAAGACUGUUGAGAUCCAGGUUGUGGAACCGGAGUCUUCAGAAGCUUUUUCGCCAGAUGAACAUGGUGCUCUGUCGCCUAAUCUCUCCACUCCUACUCGGCCUCCAGUUACUUCUGCUGGACAGGCAACUCUCACUGGGAAGCCUCUCGCACCACCUACUCCCGCUUUGAUCGAAUUGCCAACAUGUCCCGUUUGCCUAGAGCGAAUGGAUGAGACAACAGGGCUACUUACUAUCAUCUGUCAACACGUCUUUCACUGCACCUGUCUACAGAAAUGGAAAGGCAGCGGCUGCCCUAUCUGUCGAUACACACAAGACGACUUCCGCAAAAGCAACGCAGAUGCCGAAGCCGACGCUGAGCCCCAAGAAUGCGCAGUAUGCCACGCAGACAUGAAUCUCUGGGCCUGUCUAAUCUGUGGAACCGUCGGCUGCGGCCGUUACGACGGCGCCCACGCCUUCGAACACUGGAAAGAAACAGCCCACGCCUUUUCGAUGGAUCUCACCACGCAACGAGUAUGGGACUAUGUAGGCGACUCCUACGUCCACCGCAUAAUUCAAAGCAAAACAGACGGCAAGCUGGUCGAACUCCCAGCAGCAGACCACAGCGCCCUCGACCCACCAGACUGGAGCGACGCCGUACCCCGAGAGAAACUCGAAAACAUGAGCGUCGAAUAUACCCACCUCCUAACCAGCCAAUUAGAAAGCCAACGCGCCUACUUCGAAGAAGUUGUCGAACGCGCCGUCGACAAAGCCUCCCAAGCCAGCGCCGCAGCAGUCGCAGCUCAAAUCUCUGCUCGCACCGCCUCCUCCCAGCUCGAAGACCUCCAAUCGAAAUAUGAUACCCUCUCACUAGAAACGAUUCCAUCAUUGGACCACGACCGUUCCCGCGCUGAGAAACGCGCGGAAAAAUUCGAGGCGUUGGCAAGAAUGUUCGAGAAGAAUUGGCAAGAAGAGAAAUCUAUGAACGGGAAUAUGAUGCAGCGGCUUAAUCUUCUUGCAACGGAGGUUGAGGGGCUGAAGGCUUCCAAUGCUGAUCUUGCUGAGCAGAACCGUGAUCUCACUUUCUUUAUUAGUGGGUCGCAGCGCUUGCAGCAUCAGGGUGAGGAGGUUACGGAGGGGACGGUUAGUGUUCCUGAUCCUCCUAAGAAGAAAUCCAAGGGCAAGGGGAAGGGUAAGAAGUGA
This is a messenger RNA of Penicillium antarcticum, 2217 nucleotides long. RefSeq names its product putative RING and UBP finger domain protein. The transcript has 2 exons. The record is from RefSeq and is a predicted model, not a curated record. Lineage: Eukaryota; Fungi; Ascomycota; Eurotiomycetes; Eurotiales; Aspergillaceae. Gene Ontology annotation, cellular component: cytoplasm. Gene Ontology annotation, molecular function: ubiquitin protein ligase activity; zinc ion binding. The coding region runs from base 1 to 2217 and encodes 738 amino acids. Gene Ontology annotation, biological process: protein ubiquitination; Ras protein signal transduction.